Molecule: messenger RNA, 4747 nt
Organism: Amyelois transitella
Lineage: Eukaryota; Metazoa; Arthropoda; Insecta; Lepidoptera; Pyralidae
Product: PX domain-containing protein kinase-like protein
Exons: 11
Coding region: 162-1808 (548 amino acids)
Biological process (GO): endosome to lysosome transport; early endosome to late endosome transport; protein targeting to lysosome
Cellular component (GO): extrinsic component of endosome membrane; late endosome; early endosome
Molecular function (GO): protein kinase activity; phosphatidylinositol binding; ATP binding
Source: RefSeq, a predicted model, not a curated record
UUGGUUGUCAGACAGAUUGUUGAUUAUAUUUCUACUAUUUUCUGCGAUAUGAUGUGAUGAUGAUUUUGAAUACAUUAACUAGUUGUUUUCGCGGUUAUAAUAUACAUCUUUAUCAUAAUUCUUUGACAAAUACGGUUCAAUGAACAUUUGCCUUAAGUGUAAUGGCUAUAUUCGAAAGCCCAUCUCAAACAAAAGUUAUUGUUGAUGAUACCGAAAAACUGAUUUGUGUUGUUGAAAAUGCACAAAAUAUCAACAAACAUACUGAAUAUAUUUUACGGAUCCAAAGAGGCCCCAAUAAGGAGAACAAGUGGAAUGUGUCACGGAGGUACAGAGACUUCGCUGCGCUGCAUGCCAGCCUACACCAGGCCAACAUUGACCUACCUCUCCCACCAAAGAAACUUAUUGGGAACAUGCAACCAUCGUUUAUUGCGGAGAGACAAAUUGCAUUACAGAAUUACAUUAAUGAGGUGCUGAAACAUGAUAUACUGGCUCUGUCAGUUCAAGUGAGGAGUUUUUUGGAUCCCAAGAAUUACACUUUAUCUAUUGCAGAACAAGCACUGCAGACAAUAUCAAUCGCAUUGCGAGGUGAUGGUCGAUAUGAACUUAGAACCCCGCUGCCUGGCAUUGGUUGGAGGAUACGGAAACAUUACUUUUUAGUAAACGACAUUGACAGCAAAUCGAGUUGUAUUUUGUCCUGGCAGAACUACGGGCCGGACAGACAUCUUAGCGACAAGGAGCUACAGACAGCGUGCAAGAGCUUACUUAACUUAUCUCAUCCAUUCAUAGAUCCUAUAUUAUCCAUACAUAACUUAGAAUCUGGUGCAUACACAGUAAGAAAGGUGCACGAGGGCGGUAGUUUAAGAGAUAUAUUAUACGGCACGGACUAUACUAAAAGUAACUUAUCCAAGUACGGGAAUCCAAAGGUGCGGAGGCCGUUCACGCACGGGCAGAUCGCGCAUUACGGAUACCAGAUAUUGGUCGCAUUGAAGUUCUUACACGAUAAGGGGAUAUAUCAUGGUCACAUCCACCCCGGCAACAUAGCAAUAGAGAACCAAAGAGUGCUACUAAUGGACAUUGAGAACAGUUUAUUGGGCGGCGCCUGUUUAUACCGGCCGAAGCUGUUGCAAUGCAGAGCUUCGACGUCUGUGGCCGUGGACACGUACUGCUUCGGUCUCACAUUGUAUGAGAUGGCCUUCGCAGAACCUUUGGACACGCAUUAUAGGGAUUACUACCCGGAAGGGAUAUCUGAUGAUUUAGAAUCAGUACUCCGCCUCUGCCUAUCCCGAACGGCGUCAAAACACGGCGGGCCGACGCUUACGCACCUACUAGCUCACCCGAUGUUUGCGCGUGCGCCGCUCAACGGCUUGUCGGCCAUGCCAGAUGACGACCGCGCACAUUUGAAGUUUCCCACUGCACUGAAGGAGGAAUUGAAGGCAGGAGUCGCGGCUUUUGAAGCUAGGCUGAAAAGUGAACAGAAAUUAGUUAGAAAUGCAAGAAGAGAAGUGAGAAUACAAGAGAUUUUAGGGUCAGAAGAAGAAUUGCGGAAACAGAAACGAAGAUCGAAGAAACGAGACAGUAUGUGGAAGUCGACAUCGUCUCUAGCCGAGACAGUGAGAUCACAUAGUGGCAGCACUGCUUCUUCUCCCACGCCGCCUGCGAUCUCGGCAGAAGCAAGCGGGUCUAGCUCUAUCACGGCCGCGGGCCCCGUCUCGCCGGUGUCGAGCCCCGCGUGCGACUCCCGCGGAGCCCUACUCGACGCCAUCUGCUCCUUCGACAAGUCCCGCCUCGCCAGGGUGCACUCGCGGUGAGAACCCGCCACUUUCAUUGUGUGAAUUUUGACGAUGAAAGUGAGAAAGUUUUCAUAAAUACAAAAGCGAAAUAAGUUCACUCUCCCAUAUAAGAUAGAUCAAUAUGUUUUUAUGGAAACCUUGAGCAGGUUCAUCAUCCAAACGUGCUAUUAAAAUUUCCGUAACCAAUGUAAAUUCACCAUGUAUACACGAUCUGGUGGUCUAUUCACGGACGAGGAAUGUUUUAUCUGUCUUCGAUCUUUAGGUACUGAUAUGAAAGUGAACAAUCUUGAUACGUAUUUUUCUUGAAAUAUACAUUUCUAAAAUAAUUUAAUUUAUUAUGCGAUCUGUUAUAUUAUUUUGAUUAGAUAAAACAUUGCCUUUUCAACGUUAGUGAAUGGGAGCUGGCGUUGACAAGGGCUAUAUUUAAAAAAGACUAUUUAUAUGACGUGAAACGGGAAAGCGAUAGUUUUUCGCGAGCCGUGCUACGAAGUGAUGUAUCUGAUGCGCCCAAACGUUGAUAAGGCGCAUGUCUAUUUUCGUACUUUAACAACUCUGCCCUGGUAUAACUAAAAUGCCGUUAUCUGCCAAAUCCUUGUUUUUAGUAAAACGUCAAAAACUGCGGUAAAAAUUUAAACUGAUGCCAUUCAUCAAUGAGAACGCCUGUUUAUGACUUAAAGGUACCAAAAAGUCGUAUAUACAGAUCGAAAGAAAUUUUUUUUUCUUAUUUUACUGGUAAAAAAGGUGUAAAUCCUGAUGUCAGAUAACGGCAUUUUAGUUAUACCACGGCAGAACUUUCUCUCUUUGUCUCACUCUGAAAGUAACCAAAAAGAUAGAGACAAGAACACAUAUGCCUUAUCAACGUACAGCUGCCUGCAGAGAAACAUGACCCCCUUAUUAUACAAACAAACAAAGAAAUGGCGGGAGGUGGUUAAGGUUUUUGCAGUCGACCAAGUUAGAUAUAUAUUUUAUCUUCUCUAUAUCUAUAUGAUUUCCGUUAUAAAAGAGAAAGGAGUAGAAGUAGUAGAGGAGGAAAUAAAGACAUACACUCGUUAAUAAAUUUACUUUUUGCGUACUUAACAAUAAAAGACCAAUCCAGUGUAAACGUACAAUAACUAAGAUAAAAUUAAUGACAAAUUAAGAAGACAACAUGGCUUUUAUAUGUCGUAAAUUAAUGUCGAUUUAAUUUUUUAAAUUAUCUUAACAACACCAGUGGCGUUCUGCAACGCGGUUACAUCUUAAGAGUAUUAAAUUUAAAAUAAAUGAGCAACAUUGAAUUUUUAGAUAGGUUAGAUCCGUACAAAUAUUUUAGAAAGCGAUUUGGCCAAGGAUUCUAAACAAAUUUUAUAUAUAAUAAGUUGUUGAAUUCUGAAAACCAAUUUUCAACUUCUCAAGGAUCAAGAUUUUAAGAUUCCGAUAAAAUACAACUGUUGCAUUUUUAACGCUAAACUACAUUUGAAUGCAUGAUUAAUCAGAAAUUUGUUUUCAUUUUUUGUUAUACUUAUUCAACGAAAAGUUGUUAAUUCAUUGUUUAGGAUUGAUCGCCAAACCCACAUAUAAAAUAUUUGUUCUUGUUAGAGAAUUACCGGCAAAAAUGUAAAUAAUUAACCACUUGUUCUAGAGAGAUGAUUUAUUAUAUCCUAUAUGGAUAUUAAAGCGAAGCGUGUUGAUGUUUUCAGAACACAACCUAAAGCUUAAUUUUGUGAAAUGACAGUUUACAGUCAUCAUAAUAGUGGACUAUGCGAUUUAGAGAUUAAUGAGGUCUGUAUAUAUAUUUAUCAUAAAAUUGGUUGCUAAUUGAAAAUAAGAUCUCGUUUAAGCGUUGCCUAAGGAUGCGUCUACAUGUGCUUAUUUUACGGAACAAAAUACCAAAGUAUUUUUUAAUAAGUAAAAUUUUUAACACCAUUUAUUAGCAGAUGAUAGCAUUCCAUUUAUAAAAAUAAACAAGCUAAUUUGUUAUCAAUCAAUGAACUUAGAUAUGUAUAAUGUGUUUUAGUUCAGAAAGGCUUUAGCCAAAUCUGCAAUGCAAUAUCUGCUGUACAGUACAAGACGAAGGUAGAUAGUUUUAUAAAGAAAAAAUAUGUAUUAUUAGUAUAUUAUCGGACAAAGCAACUACGAAGUUCUCAGAAAAGGGUUCAAACCAAAAGAGUAGCCAAUCAUUUAAGAUAGGUAGGACUUUUAUAAUGAAAAAAAAUAUAUAUAUGGUAUGUUCCAUAUCUCAAAUUUUAUACGUACUAAGGCUAUUUCAUAGCUGUAGAAUAUUUUAUUUAUAUUUUUUAAGUACCUUUUUUUAAGUCACCUAUAGUUUAGUUUAUAACCAAUGUUAGCGAAAUACAUAAACAGCAGCGUCUCAAAAAAUAUGUAGCAAUUGCUUUAUACUCCGCCGAAAACAUAUUCAUAUAAAAUGAGUACAUUACUACCUUCAUAAUUUAAUUUGUCGCUGUUAUGCUUCCUUUGGUCAAACUAUAAAAACCCCUUUCCAACAUUAUGUAAUGUAUAAAGCUUAUUUAUCAUGUAGCAUUUAUAUAACAUUAAGUUGAAAGUGAUAUAACGACUGGUCAGUCAAUGUUAUAAUUUAAAUUGGUUUAUUGAAAUUAUUUAACAUGUAUUGUUAGCUACGUAGAAGCUUUAACGUUUAGUAUAAAUUACAUUAAUUAUUAAUGUUUAUUAUUUUUGUUGUAAGUUUAAGAAAAAUAUAAAAAGUUGCUGUAAUAUUUGUUUUAUUUACAGACCCGUGGGGCUGCUCACGAACUUUGAAAAGGCAUGUUCUCUCUUUUCAUUUCUUCGGUUCUGAUGGACAUUCCUGACCAUUGAGAUACGCCUUAUUAGCGUUCGUGAAUAGCCCCACACUUUGUCGUUACUCACACAUAUAAAGAACGCGUGAUACAAAAGAAGAUAACAUUAGGUGCGUAUUCCACUUGAGUAAAUUCUGACAUUCAGGUUGAUAGACAGACAUAAAG